Molecule: messenger RNA, 640 nt
Organism: Zeugodacus cucurbitae (melon fly)
Lineage: Eukaryota; Metazoa; Arthropoda; Insecta; Diptera; Tephritidae
Product: collectin-10
Exons: 4
Coding region: 100-585 (161 amino acids)
Biological process (GO): biological process involved in interspecies interaction between organisms
Cellular component (GO): external side of plasma membrane
Molecular function (GO): carbohydrate binding
Source: RefSeq, a predicted model, not a curated record
UAAGAACAAUUAAUAACUCAUACAAUGCUCGUUUCAUUUCAUUGCUCACUAGCAAUGGGUUUAGUUCAUUCAAAUUUCUGAAAAGUGUUUCCCGGAAAAAUGUUCUUAAAGUUAUAUAUAUUAUUUACAUUACUUGCAGUUAUUGCGACAUAUGAUAAAGUUGCAGAAACAUCCGUUGUUUUGGGUUCAAAACGAUUUUUAAUUGUGGACAAAUUAAAGUUACCUUGGGCCCAGGCUGUACAAUACUGCCUCGACAUGAAUAUGACACUCUUCGCUCCCCAUACGGAAGAGCUUACAAAACAACUGAGCGAGUUCCUUAAUGAAAUAGAAUUUGUUUAUAAACCGAAUAUUGGCAAUGAUUACAUCUUUUGGACUUCUGGCAAAUAUGAUCAAAAGCGUAAUGAAUUUAUUUGGCACAGCACUGGUGAUCAAUUUAAUUAUACUAAUUGGUUGACGAACAUGCCUGAUAAUUGGCGGGGUGAUGAGCUUUGUGUUGAAAUGGGGUUUCGAGAAGUGGGAAAAUGGAACGAUAAUCGUUGUAGAUAUAAAAGACAUUUCAUUUGUGAACACUUGGUAGAAAUAUAGAUACAUAUGUAUAUAGAUAUUAGAAAAUAUAUUGAAUGUAAUAUACGUAUAUGUA